UCAAUCUCAUUAUCGUCACAUCUGAAAUGUUUUGGAGUUUGAGAACACCGGGGCGGCCCGUCACAAGCAGCACCGCAGAGCGGAACAUAGGGAAGAUCUUCAGUUAUAAAAAUAAACGAGCCUGGGCGAAAGAACUCGGGUCCCUGUGUCUUUAAGAGGCAGAUCUGCGCUUUGUUCCAUUGAAGGGGGAGGGAGGGCUGUGCUUCAGAAAGAAAACAGCUUGCAUGGCUCAAUGGAGUCUCUGAAACAGGAUGCCAAGGGAAAUCCACGAAUCUUUCCACGGGAGCGAAAAGCAUCAACGAGAAUAUACGGGAUAUAAAAAAAAGGAACCCAAAGGGGCUGAUAAUAAUAAUAAUAAUAAUAUGCGAGUGCAAGGCAGUGAUUAGUGUCCUGCGGUGCGCCUUUUGUUAAGAUCGCUUGUGUUGUUUUCAGGCUGAAAAGGUAAAGAAAGAGGGUGCAAAACGGGUGGAAAUACUGUACUAGACAACCUGGAUUGACUGCAGUGUGAUCCAAUCAAUACCCCCGUAUUGCUGAAGCGGGGCAAGAAAGUACAGACAGACUGGUUUUCAUGUGGACUGAUGCAGAUGCAGGUGCCGCCGCUGCAUGAAAAAAGCUAAAAAAAACAACUUUAAAUAAAUAGGGGAGAAAAAAUACAAAUAUAUAUAUAAAUAACCGCACUGUAGGUAAGCAGUUGUUUAAUAAAUAAUUAUUAUUUUUGUAUUUUAUAUCAAGAAUAAAAAGCCGAGUUAGUGCAGAAUCAUCGCUCUAAAGAUUUGACCCUCGUUUAUACAGCGGGGUCCCUGAAGUUCGGAUUACAUUUUUUUUGGCACCGGGUGGCUAGCAUUAGGAAUACAGUACUGUGUUUCAUUGUUGUUGUUCUGAGUAGUGACUGAGGAGUUUGAAAUCAAAAUGGACCAGUGAACUGCUCAGCAUCGGCCCACCGUUUUGAAGGGGAAGAUCUUGCAAAUUGUUUUUGUAGAUUCCCCGAGUUUGCAGAUUUUUUUUUUUUUAAGGAAAGGGAACGAAAAAAACGGGAGGAAAUGGCCAUGGCUACGACGAAUAACUUAUUUUCCAAUGGAUCCGUUCCCUGGAUGGGGAGUGAAACCGAGGCCAACAGCCUGUAUAGAGACCUUGAGCUCGGGACCGUCCUAACUCUGUUCUACUCCAAAAAGUCUCAGCGGCCCGAGAGGAGAACGUUUCAUGUCAAACUCGAGACGAGACAAAUCAUCUGGAGCAGAGGGACGGACAAAAUAGAAGGAGAAAUUGAUAUCCGCGAGAUCAAGGAGAUUCGAGCGGGCAGGAACUCGCGGGAUUUUGAGCGCUGCAUCGAGGAUACCUCUGUGCGGCUGGAACACUCGCUCUGCUUCGUCAUUCUGUAUGGCACAGAGUUCCGCCUCCGAACCCUCAGUCUCGCAGCCACUUCAGAUGAAGAGAUGACCAUGUGGGUUAAGGGCUUGUCCUGGCUUGUUGCGGACACACUCAAUUCUUCCACACCCCUGCAGAUUGAAAGGUGGUUAAGGAAGCAGUUCUAUGCAGCGGAUCGCAGCAGAGAAGACAAGAUUUCCUCAAAGGAUUUGAAAAGCAUGCUGUCUCAGGUCAACUACAAAGUCCCCAACAUGAGGUUUUUACGAGAGAAAUUUCCGGAUGUGGAAUUGAAGAACGGGGAUGUCUCCUACAGCCAGUUUGCCCAGCUGUAUCGCAACCUGAUGUAUGAUGCUCAGAAAUCUAUGGAGAUUCCUUUCAUCCAAAGAGUUGACGAGAGACCAGAUCAGCAUAAAGUCACCAUGGAUGAAUUCCAGUCAUUUUUAAUUGAUUAUCAAAAGGAGCUGUGGGCUACAAACAUUAGCCAGGUCAAGCAGUACAUGAAGACCUAUCUGAAGGAUCCUCUGAGGGAGGUUGAAGAUCCUUAUUUUUACCAGGACGAGUUUCUGACCUACUUGUUUUCCAAAGAGAAUACUAUCUGGGACUCCAAACUGGACCAGGUGUGUCCUGAAGACAUGAACAACCCCCUGUCCCACUACUGGAUCUCCUCCUCCCACAACACCUACCUGACCGGGGACCAGUUCUCCAGUGAGUCCUCUUUGGAAGCCUACGCACGCUGCCUGAGAAUGGGCUGCCGAUGUAUUGAGUUGGAUUGCUGGGAUGGUCCAGAUGGGAUGCCAGUGAUCUACCACGGGCACACCCUCACCACCAAAAUCAAGUUCAGUGAUGUGCUCAAUACCAUCAAGGAGCACGCCUUUGUCACAUCUGAAUACCCUGUCAUCCUUUCCAUUGAGGACCACUGCAGUAUAUUGCAGCAGAGGAACAUGGCCACCACCUUCAAGAAGGUGUUCGGAGACAUGCUGCUCACCAAGCCAGUGGACAUCUCGGCCGACGGGCUGCCCUCGCCCAAUCAACUCAAGAGGAAGAUCCUUAUCAAGCACAAGAAGCUGGCAGAGGGCAGUGCCUAUGAGGAGGUCUCCACAUCCACCCCCUACUCUGAGAACGACAUCAGCAACUCCAUCAAGAAUGGCAUCCUGUAUCUCGAGGACCCCAUCAACCAUGAGUGGUACCCUCACUUCUUUGUGCUGACGAGCAAUAAGAUUUAUUACUCCGAGGAGACCUCGAUAAACCAGGGCAGCGAGGAUGAUGAGGAGCAGAGGGAGGCGUCGAAUGGGAUGGACCUGCACGUGACAGAGAAGUGGUUCCACGGGAAGCUGGGCGCUGGGCGAGAUGGCCGUCAGAUCGCAGAGAGGUUGCUGUCCGAGUACUGCUUAGAGACUGGGGCCCCGGACGGCUCCUUCCUCGUUCGAGAGAGCGAGACGUUCGUGGGAGACUACACCCUCUCAUUCUGGCGCACUGGCAGGGUGCAGCACUGUCGGAUCCACUCGCGCCAGGAGGCCGGCAGCCCCAAGUUCUACCUGACUGACAAUCUGGUGUUCGACACCCUCUACUCCCUCAUCACGCACUACCAGCAGGUACCACUGCGCUGCAACGAGUUUGAGAUGAGGCUGACCGAGCCCGUCCCGCAGACCAACGCACACGAGAGCAAGGAGUGGUACCACGCUAACCUGACCCGCAGCCAGGCUGAGAACAUGCUGAUGCGGGUCCCUCGUGACGGAGCCUUCCUGGUGCGCAAGAGGACCGAGCCAAACUCCUACGCCAUCUCCUUCAGGGCUGAAGGGAAGAUCAAGCACUGCCGGGUGCAGCAGGAAGGCCAGCUGGUGAUUCUGGGGAACUCUGAAUUUGACAGCCUGGUGGACCUGAUCAGCUACUUCGAGAAGCACCCACUGUACCGCAAGAUGAAGCUGCGUUACCCCAUCAACGAGGAGACGCUGGAGAAGAUCGGCACAGCUGAACCCGAUUAUGGAUCUCUGUAUGAAGGACGCAACCCAGGAUUCUAUGUGGAGGCGAACCAGAUGCCUACGUUUAAGUGCACAGUAAAGGCGCUGUUUGAGUACAAGGCCCAGCGAGACGAUGAACUCUCGUUCAUGAAGAACGCUGUGAUCCAUAAUGUGGAGAAGCAGGAGGGUGGCUGGUGGAAGGGGGAAUAUGGUGGCAAGAAGCAGCUGUGGUUUCCAGCCAAUUACGUGGAGGAGAUCAGCCCAAGCACACUUGAACCAGAGAGCUCUCCGCUGACCGAGAACAGCCCCCUGGGUGAUCUGCUUAGAGGAAGUAUUGACGUGCCGUCCUGUCAGAUCGCUGUGCGCGCGGAUGGGAAGGGCAGUCGUCAGUUUGUCUUCACGCUCGCCAUGGGCCCAGUGCAGAGGGCUGGCCACGCUCUGGACAUCGCUGCCGACUCGUAUGAGGAGAUGCAGGACUGGGUGCUCAAGAUCCGCGAUGUGGCGGUGACUGCCGACGCCAGGCUGUCAGAAGGGAAGAUGAUGGAGAGGAGGAAGAAGAUUGCUCUGGAGCUCUCUGACCUGGUUGUCUACUGCCGGCCCGUCCCCUUCGACGAGGACAAGAUCGGCACGGAGCGUGCCUGCUACAGGGAUAUGUCCUCCUUCCCAGAGACCAAGGCUGAGAAAUACGUCAACAAGAUCAAAGGCAAGAAGUUCCUGCAGUACAACCGUCUCCAGCUCUCCCGCAUCUACCCCAAGGGCCAGCGCCUGGACUCCUCCAACUACGACCCCCUGCCCAUGUGGCUGUGCGGGAGUCAGCUGGUGGCCCUCAACUUCCAGACCCCAGAUAAGCCCAUGCAGAUGAACCAGGCUUUAUUCAUGCUGAAUGGGAAGAACGGCUUUGUCCUGCAGCCGUCCAUCAUGAGAGAGGAGACCUUUGACCCCUUCGAUCGGAACUCCCUUCGGGGAAUGGAACCAAUCACUGUCCAGAUUGAGGUGCUGGGCGCACGCCACCUCCCCAAGAACGGCAGGGGUAUCGUCAGCCCGCUGAUCGAGAUUGAAGUGUGCGGGGCCGAGUACGACAGCGGCAAGCAGAAGACUGACUCCGAAGCGGACAAUGGGCUGAACCCCACGUGGCCCAGAAAGAAGUUCCAUUUCGUCAUCUGUAACUCGGAGUUCUCUUUCCUGCGGUUUGUGGUGUACGAGAUCGACAUGUUCAACGACCAGAACUUCCUCGCACAAGCUACCUUCCCCGUCAAGGGACUCAAGACAGGCUAUAGAUCGAUACCUCUGAAGAACAGCUUCAAUGAAGAUCUGGAGCUGGCAGUUUUGCUUGUCCAUGUGGAGAUCUUCAGUGGCAGGCACGAGAAUGGGGAUGCGAGCCCCUUUGUUCUUGCAGCCCAGUCAGUCCGGGAGAGGACCAGCGACCCCUCCUCCGGCCUUCACCUGGCGCAGUGCGGGCGGGAGGGAUCGCUCGAGACGCGCUGCCAGACCCCACUCGAUGACUUCCGUCUGUCCCAGGAGCACCUGCUCGAGCAAGCCGACUCCAGAGACAGAAGAGAAGAGUUUGACAGACAUGGGACAUUAGAGUACACCCAGCAUGUUGUGAACGCUGAAUAAUAAUUGAUGCGGAGGACCCGGGUGAGUGGAGACAACCGUUUGUAGACGAAGCGGGGCCUGUUUCAAGUGCCUCCAGUACUGAUGAUGUCACUGACUGCUGUGAAAACUGGUUUCUAUGGAAACGUUACCGCUCUGGCCUACAUUUUCAGGCAGCUCUUCCUUGUUCUCACCUGUCCUAGGCCUCACAGAACUUGUGCAGAAAAGCCAUCAGUUACAAGAAAGAAUGCAUUUGAUCUGUCCUUGUUAAAAAUAAAAAUGUGCUGUUAAGCAUCAGUGGGUGAAGCAGAAAUUGCCCAAAAUGGUUGUUUUGAAAACCAGUUUCAAACUGGGAUCAGUUGUUUUCGAUGCCAAUAAUAUAUUUAUUCCUGUUCUGCUUGGCAAAGUAAAGCUUUUAAGUAGCUAGUGAAGCCCAUCUUCUUUUCAGGAAUAGAGGUAAGACUGUGUAGCUCAGUAUUUUCCCUCAUGUCUGGUCAAAGAUCUGCAUUGAUCACCUGGUUCUGGGUGGAUAAUCAGUUUGUAAGAAAAGACGUGUGUAUUGGACUCUCAAUAGAUUCCUCUCACUCCCCCUACUGCCUCAGCAAUCCAUUCCAGCCAGGGUGGGGACCUAAUGUCCAGCUCCUAAAGCACUUCGUACUAAUCAGUUUGGCUACGAGAACGCGUCAGUAAUUUGAGCCCUGACAUGCUCACUAGUGCAACAAAGCUUUUAAAAUCCAGGUCUGUCCUGAGGAGACUGAUAAAAGUAGUAGCUCCAGUGAGGGUUUAUUAUUUGAAACAUUUUAUUCUUCACCUAUAUCCCCAUGGUUUGAAAGGUUGUCCGUGUAACUGGAGUUGGUAUGUUCUACAGACACACAGUGUGGAUUUAGCCUACCCUUCACUUUGUCUUAAAAUAAAGUCAAAUACUUAAAAGAUGCAUGAUAAAGAGGGCCUGAUUGUAGCUACUAUGUAUUAUUUGCUUUUUUUUUCUUAACGUUCUCUUUUUUAUUGUGCUCGGCUUUUAUGUUUAGCAAAGUCUCGUUUUAUCUGAAUUUAAUCAGAUUUGUUUGUACAUAAGCUUUUUAUCUUGUGGAGAUAAAGUUACAAAGCUCCCAGGAAAUGCAGUGAAUAAUGACAGUCCAGUUCGCUCUGUACACUACUGCCUGACCAAAUAAUACAUGAACCCUUCUCUACAAUCUGCACUCCGAGCUCUUGUAUGUCUACCCCCUUUGUUAGGAUAACGUCAGACUUUUUUUUUUUAUUUUAAGUUAAGUGCUGUAAUAAUGUUAAAGUCUGAGUGGAUUGAGGAAGUAAUUUGUCUUUUUUUAACAGUGUGAUUAUUUUAUCAGUCGGGGUGUUUUUGUUUUGCUUUUCAUUUCUUUUUAUUUCUGUCUUUUACGCACAGAAUUGCUUAUCAAACUUUAUAGAAGCAUCAAACCAGCCACCUUGGAAUUGUUUCCUGUAGCUUGAAUAGGAAGAAAAGGAAGUUUUUUUUUAUUAUGACUGUUAUAAUGUAAAUACAAUUUCCAUACUCUCUUAUUAGACAAAUCCAUGCAAAACUGUGAAAAGUCCAGUUUUAAACAGUUACAGCUCAUAUGACAGACCCUGGUUUAGCACUAAUCUUGUUCUACCUAAUGUCACCUAAGGUAGCCCAAUUGUAUUCUGUGCAACCAGCCAGCAGCAUUGGAGCAGGUAAGCACACUGUUCACAAGCACAAGCAGCUGUUUACCUUGCAGUCGCUUACCUGGAGCACUAGAGGCUCAUCACACAGGUACACGCUGGAUAUACAAAACCCACUUCAGUGUUUUCUGAAACGGCAGAUUCAGAUGAGAGAGAGCUCUAGCUCCAAUAUUCUUGCCAGACAGUGAUGUAUCAGGUGAGAUAUUACUGGUCCUGUUAAUCCCUGUACAGUUACUAACCACCCAACCAGUAUUAGCCAGUGUAUUUCUCACCUGAGUUUUUUUUAGUCUCGACUCUAUACCCUAUCAUGCCUCUGUGUGUGUAUUCCUACUUGACUAAUAACAAAUUAUACUGUAAACAACAUCUGCAAAUUAAUACAUUAAAAGGAGAGCUGAAGACUGCAAAUUAGUCACACAAACAGCACACGUGUGACUUCCUUCCUGUGUUCCUGGCACACCGAGCAGCGAUUAAACCAGUUCUGUGAGAACGUCUGCUUCAACUAGCCUUAGUGAUCGCACACUGAAAUGUUUUGAGGGUGAUCUUGAACUCCUCCACCGUGGCAAAAUGAAGAGUCGAUUUAAUGAAUCUACUGGAGACUGCAGUUAGGUUAAGUGCUGGGCCAGGCAUAAUUGUCUGUCUAACCAGUCCAACAGCAAAAACACACACAAAACAACCAAGCUAACUGUUCUGGGACUGGUGGGUCAUCCUGUAGAAUUGCAGGAGUUGUGUGUUGAAUUAGUCACAGUGCAGUUUUAGGAUGACAAAAUGUAAUGCAAAAUACUGAAUCCUGAUCUCGUCAUUGUAUUUCCUCCUUCUGCUAUCAUUUUUUUUUUCUGUGUUAAGUCUGUCUGGCUCUCAGAUUCCUGUGCGUAAUGGGCAAUGUGGGUAUGCAAAUUGUUCUCCCAGCCACGAACACUUAACCAGCCGGGGUUCCAGUGUUUCCACACCUCUAGUAGAAUGUUAGAGUUCCACCAAUAAGGAGGGGUAGAAUGGUGUUGGUCAAGAAUUGGGACGAGAAAAAAGGACCAAUUGGGAGUCUGGAAUUCUAAAUGAGGGGACCAAUAGGAGGGUACAGUGUAUAUAAGUCAGCCGAGUCAGACUGGGUGUACAGUGUUUAAAUGCAAAGGUUUUUUUUAUUUUUUUUAUAUGCCUGUUACUAAAGGUACAUUCCCCCUGCUCAGUGUUAUUUAGGGGAAAAACCUAAUUGCUAUUUUUUCAAUUACCUGUAUUGUCCAAUAUUCCCUGAGUGAGACUAAUUAUGCUGCCUAAAAAUACUCCGUGAUGAAAAGAUCACAAAUAUUGUAUAUCAACCUGACUGAAGGUUGAAUAAAAAUUCUGUCAGAACUAGGUGUCUGUCAUGCAACAGUAUCCCUGUUGCAGUCACUGAAGCCUGCCUUACAUACCAAAAAAAUUCCAAACCCCAUAACCCUUCUGCAUUCCCACACUUUAUUCCUAUGCUCAAACCGCUGAGUUAAUCAUGUUCGAUAUAUUAGGGACAAAGGGGCAGUUAAGCAGUCAUGUUAUUUAUAAAAUUACAAAAAUGAACAGGGGUUAAGAUGUUAAUUUGGAUUUGGCAGGCUACUGAGAUUUAUAACUUGCAGCUUUGUGCUUCUUAAAGUACGCAAAGCUAGAAGCGUGCAAUAGUUUUCUUUCCUGUAAUGCAACUUUUGUUUUUCAGGGUUUAGGUCAAUAACCAGAUCAAUUCAAUUAAGCAGACUGCUUACAUUACUCCUGUUCGUCCAAGCCACCGAACGUUGUUAUGAGGUGUUCCACAGCAACCUCUUGCUGUUUCCAUCCUGAAACCCUGUUAGAUCAGUUUUUAAAAGGUGCCCAAUUUGUCAGAGGCGACCAGAAAUAGGGAUACAGGAGCCGGGUGCUGCUUCCGUUCUCUUUAGCUUCAACGUGCCUCCGUAUCUUGUGAAUUACUUGUUGAAUUUGUGUCAUUUUUUUGUUGUUUGUUCUACUUACAAAAAGAAGCCUUUCUGUAAUGUGCCUAAGCUAAGACAAAUGUACAUUUCUUGUUGCCUUUCAUAUGAAAACAUAUUCAGCCUGAGAAAUAAAUAAGUACUUAUCCAGAA
Molecule: messenger RNA, 8671 nt
Organism: Acipenser ruthenus (sterlet)
Lineage: Eukaryota; Metazoa; Chordata; Actinopteri; Acipenseriformes; Acipenseridae
Product: 1-phosphatidylinositol 4,5-bisphosphate phosphodiesterase gamma-1-like
Exons: 33
Coding region: 1041-4940 (1299 amino acids)
Biological process (GO): phosphatidylinositol-mediated signaling; phospholipid catabolic process; positive regulation of epithelial cell migration
Molecular function (GO): protein binding; phosphatidylinositol-4,5-bisphosphate phospholipase C activity
Source: RefSeq, a predicted model, not a curated record